Molecule: messenger RNA, 395 nt
Organism: Rhea pennata
Lineage: Eukaryota; Metazoa; Chordata; Aves; Rheiformes; Rheidae
Product: scale keratin-like
Exons: 1
Coding region: 30-395 (121 amino acids)
Cellular component (GO): intermediate filament
Molecular function (GO): structural constituent of cytoskeleton
Source: RefSeq, a predicted model, not a curated record
UCUUGCAGAUCCCCAUCCAGCCCAGCAACAUGGCCUGCUACGACCUGUGCCCCACCACCACCAGCAUCGCCUGCCCGCAGCCCCUCGCCGACAGCUGCAACGAGCUGUGCGCGCAGCAGUGCCCCGACUCGACGGCCCUCAUCCAGCCGCCCCCCGUGGUGGUCACCUUCCCCGGACCCAUCCUCAGCUCCUUCCCCCAGCAGUCCGUCGUGGGCUCGUCCGGAGCACCCGCCUUUGGCGGCUCCCUGGGGCUGCGGGGCCUCUACGGCGCCGGGGCCACGCUCGCCUCGGGAGGCCUCUGCACCUUUGGGCGACCCUACGCGGCGCCCUCCUGCAGCCCUUGCCCUUUGCCGCGCUACAGCAAGAAGCAGUGGGCAACCUGCGGGCCUUGCUAA